AUGGAGGACGACGACUACAACCUGAAAGACGAGCUUCUCGCGGCAUGUGCCCUGCUCGGCCGGCGAGUGGACCAGAACGAAUACAUCAAAGGGGAGGAGUGCGUGGAGACUCUCAAGGACCUGCAGCAGUUCUUACAUCGCGAUGAUUCUGUGGGGGACAUAGACCAACCCAACAGCGUCGACAGUCUCGGGAGAAGAGUCGCCCCUCGCGUGCCAUGGGAGCUCCACAGAGCGCUCGCCGACUGGAAUAUUCUUCAGAACCAUGUCCUCCCGCUCAUCGCUAGUUACGCAGGCGAUGACCCUGAGAUCUUGUACGAGUGCAUGGUUGUGACGUACCUCAUGACCUCCCUGCCUCCCCUCCCCAUCGUGCACCUCGACGAUGAGAAGGAUGUCCGGGCUCAGAAGCACAAGGUCUACGGGGCCGCUCUCGUCCCCGCCUUCGAGGCUCUUGCCAUCUUCAAGGAGCAGUUCGCUAACAGUCAAGACGUCCUGACGAUCAUCAUGAAGUGGCUCAUGGAUCCCCUCCUGCACGAGGGCAGCGACCGCACAGAGCCCGAGAUGCUCGUCCUCGACUUGGUCCUCAACCUCAUAAGAAACCUGCUGCAAAUGCAGCCUCCUGCUGGGUCCAUGGUGGAGCUUCCCACAGCCUUGGUCGCGAAGCUGGCGAUGGCGCAAGACACACUGAUCUUGAAGAUGGCGGAAGAGAACGUGCUGGAGAUGCUGAUCCUACUGGCUCAACAAAUCGAGGAAGAGGAGAAUCGCAACUGGAAUCUGCUGCUGCUGGACAUCUUUGCACUCAUCUUUGUGAAGGAAGAUCCUACCGAGGUGCUUGCGAGCACGGAGAUCUCGAGUGGGGAUUGGCUGAACAGCAUGAGGAGAGAGCUGCUUCUCAAGAGCAUCCCAAAGGCUGAGACCAACACCAUGCGGAAGUCGACUUGCUUCAGUCGGCACCAACGAUUCGCAGGUCUGUUUCAAGUGAAGACCAACGAGGAAGUCAAGUUUGUCAGCCACAAGAUCGACGCCGUUCGAUCCGAAGGCCCUCGCAAGACCAUGCGAGCUGGUCCGCGACGGAAGCCGCUCAUGGAGGUGCGAGUGAACAGGCAGAAAGACAGGAGCGACGUGCUCAAGACGUUGGACUCGUACGCCUCCACCUUCCUCGAGGUCGGCUUCAACUCGCUCCUCGGCACUGUGACCUACGACUACGCCAUGGAGAGCGCGGCGCUGGUGGCGUCGGACGACUUGAACUUCGCGACGGUCAGCGCCUGGUUCCUCCACUACUUCCGCUUGAAGGAGAAGCGUCGCAUCGCCAGCCUCCCUCCCCGCCCGAAGCCCAGCAAAGAGAAAGAAAGCCAAGAGGCUUCGCAGGCAGGGCUCACGGAGGAGCUCGUGCUUUCAGUCGCCAACGCGACGAGCAGCUCGGAAGCGAAUCAUGUCGAGAGCUACGUGAGCCAGUGCGUGGCUGCGCAUGAGCAUGGAGAGAAGGCGAGGGAGGAGACGCAUGAGCAUGGAGAGGAGGCGAGGGAGGAGACGCAUGAGCAUGGAGAGAAGGCGAGGGAGGAGAGCAAGAGCAAGGCAGGGGAGGACGCGACGGCCUCGAGCCUGUCGCGAGCAGACGAGGAGGGUCGCGUGGAGAGACAACUCAACUUUGACGAGGCUCAAGGGGAGGAGGCGAUGAAAGAGCCCGCCUCGGAGGCAGAGCAUGGUGAAGCGAGAGGAGCAGAAGCAUCGCAGCCACAUGGCGAGGAAGCGACGAUGAAAGAGGUCAUGACGGACAAGCAUCAAGAGGCGGAGCAGGACGAGAAGGAGGAGGGGGGCAAGGAGGAGGAGGAGGAGGAAGUUGAUCCCUACGACUACAACGCUGCUUUCGUCUCGUCGCUCGUCGACCUCUCGAACCUCCGGUGGGUGCUGGAGAAGAUCAAUGUGCUGAUGAAGCCGGAGAGAGGCAGCGGGGGAGCCCAGCACCACAAGGUCCCUCCCUUCAUCUCGAUGCUGCGAGAGCUUGUGCUGACCGUUCAGUCACUCUACUUCUCGUACUCGAGGCACAACAAGGAUGUGGCGAGUCAGCUGCUGAGGAACCUGGUCUACGAGUGGGACCUCGGCGACACUCUCCUGUGCAUCAUCAAGGACUUUCGCCCCUUCCGCAACACCCGCAGCCACCUUGCCGACGUCGUCGACCUGACCCACACGCUCCUGCGCCUCAUCAAGAGCUUCUCUGAGGACAACCAGAACCUCCAACGGCUGAAGAAGCGGAGGAGGAGGAGGAACCGACGGGGAGUCGAGAAGGCUGAGGGCGAGGGCGAGUGGCUGGGCGGGGAGAGCGAGGAAGAGAUCUUGGACGAGGAGUACCACGAGGUCAUGUUCAACUUCAACAGCUACCUCAAGCGGUUUGCUCACCCUCAGGUCGUGUCGACGUACGUCCACCUGCUGUCUCACUACAGGGUCAACUCGGACCAGACGAACCAUCAGGUCGUGAAGAUGCUCGACGUGAUCGCCCGCAAGUGCGAGUUCCUCCCCAUGCUCUUCCAGCUCUCCGCCUUCCGCAUCUUCGACAGGAUCCUGAGCGACUCCUCGCUGGACGGCAAGGACAAGUACAAGGAGAUGGUCAACUUCGUGCGGUGGAUCGUGCGGGAGUUCUUCAAGCUCUCGCUCGUCAGCCCUUGUCUCUUCCUCGAGCUCCUCGCCUGGACGCGAUCGGCCAGAGACGCCGAGCUGAUCGCCAACGCCUACAAGCCCGUGGUGGAGGAGAGGAGCAGGAAGCCGGGCAAGGGAGAGGAGGCGAUCCUGCAGCAGAUCGGCAGGAGCGCAGGGAAGUGGACGGAGGACGACGACCUGGCACUGCGGGAGGCUCAUCAGCAGUUCGGGUCCAAGGCCAACGCGCUGCAGCUGAUCUCGAUGCUCCUUGAGGGCAAGUCGGUCAAGCAGAUCGCGCUGAGGAUGAACAAGCUCGGGCUCGUGCGCGUCGGGCAUGACGACUGGUCGGAAGGAGAGGAGGAGGAGGAGGAAGAAGACCUCUUCUCCUCUCGCCAGGACCUCUACACUUGUGCUCGCAGGCUCAGGAACGCGCGGCCGGCGGCUCUUGACUGGAUCGUCGACAACUUGGCGCUGGCGUGUAGAGCGAGCGAGGAGAUGCGGCUAGCGGCGGGGAGGAGCGAAGAGCGCGCGAGCUUCCUGCGCGUCCAAGACUUCUCGCUGGUCCCGACGAAGAGCGCGGAGUGGGAGCACGCGAUUGACCCGCUCGUCUCGAAGCUCCUCUGCUCCAUGCGCCUGCUCGGCCCUCGGCCAACGGAGGGUCACGCGUUCUGGCGGUUCCCCGCGAGCCUGCUGGAGGACGAGGAGCGCGCAGAGAAGAUGCUGGAGGAGCUGCGGGGGGUGCAGGAGAUUCCCGUGGAGGAGACGCGGCGAGCUGAAGUAGAGGCGACCCCUGACCCUCCCGCGAGGACGCAAGAAGACGCCACGUCAUCGAUGGCGACCCGGCCGAAGCGACGCGUGCGAGAAGCGACGUCAGAGUCAGAGAACGAGGAGGAGAACGGCAGGCGAUACAACUUUAAGAACCUGUCGGAGGAGGAGGAGGAGGAGGAGGAGGGGGAGGAGAAGCAGGGCAAGGAGAUGGAGAAGGAAGUAGAUGAGAUGGAGCUUGAGGGUGAGGAGAAGAAGGAUGACCAGGAGGAAGGGGAGGAGGAAGAGGCAAGAGACAUAGUCGCCCUCCCCCUUUCGCUCGUCGACAAGUUCCGCUCGGAUCAGCUCGCAGGACGGAAGAGACUUCGUCGAGUCGCCUUGUCGGACGAGAGCGACAACGAGUGA
Molecule: messenger RNA, 3801 nt
Organism: Guillardia theta CCMP2712
Lineage: Eukaryota; Cryptophyceae; Pyrenomonadales; Geminigeraceae
Gene: TIMELESS
Product: timeless
Exons: 11
Coding region: 1-3801 (1266 amino acids)
Biological process (GO): DNA replication checkpoint signaling; DNA repair; replication fork arrest
Cellular component (GO): replication fork protection complex
Molecular function (GO): DNA binding
Source: RefSeq, a predicted model, not a curated record